This is a messenger RNA of Eutrema salsugineum, 1985 nucleotides long. RefSeq names its product probable receptor-like serine/threonine-protein kinase At5g57670. The record is from RefSeq and is a predicted model, not a curated record. The transcript is spliced from 7 exons. Gene Ontology annotation, molecular function: protein kinase activity; ATP binding. Bases 425 to 1876 code for a protein of 483 amino acids. Gene Ontology annotation, biological process: protein phosphorylation. Lineage: Eukaryota; Viridiplantae; Streptophyta; Magnoliopsida; Brassicales; Brassicaceae.
AGAAUCUAGAGAUUUCGUUGUUUCUCUUCAUGUUUCUUCUACUUCCCGCGGGCUUUUCUUCUCCUUCUUCUUCUCUUGUUCCUUACAAAGUUCCUGCUUAUGUUUCUAAUUGGUGAAUUCUGUUUCGAGUGACAAAUGGAUAACAGCUUUUUUCUUGGAAGAAAGUCAUCGCUGGACUGCUACUUAGAACUGUGUGGUGGAUUGUGUUCUACUAUAUCGAUUGAGCUCAAAGGAGUAAGUUUCAAAAGGAAGUCUGGUUCACAAGGUUGUCAUAGUUGGAAUCAAGAUUCAAAGUAGGAUUGAUCGCAUAUCGAUGACUAAAUUCAGCGGGAAACAAUUGCCUUCAACAACUGAAGUCUUGGCCAACAACUUAGGAAAUAUUAUCUGCAGACACUCGAAACAGCGUUAACAAUCUUCAGGAGCAAUGGCUUUGGUUAAUAAUUCAACGCAUAAGAUAGAUUUGAGGAAAAGUUCUGAACUUUCUAAUGGUGAAUGCAAGUCCGAUGAAUCAAGAGAUAAAAGCGAAGAACUAUUGAAGAUGGGUGAAGAAAAGCAGAAGAUUUCAGGAAGAUCACUUUCGCUUCCAUCGAUAGACAUUUUAUUAGACCAGAAACCAGGUUGGCCUUUGCUUAGAAGAGCCUCUUCAGGGACACAACAAAUUCACCAUUGGCCCACACGGAAAGUCUCAGUGGUCAACUGGGUCAUGAGCUUACCUGACAGGUUUCCAAAUCAUCAGCAGAAUCUAAACUCUGAGACAACCUUUGUCAAGAAACAACUUAAUGACAUAUUAAGAGACACCAAAAAAUGGUUCAACUACAAUGUUCUUAAGACGGCAACAUCAGAUUUCUCUCAAGAAAAUCUGAUUGGGAAAGGAGGAUGCAAUGAAGUGUACAGAGGGAUUCUUAAAAAUGGAAAAGGCAUUGCAGUGAAAAUCUUGAAAUCCUCAUCUAAAGAAGCUAUGACAGAUUUUGUCCAUGAAAUUGACAUUAUCUCUUCUUUAAGUCACCAAAACAUCUCACCGUUACUUGGUGUUUGCGUCCAAGAAAAUGAUCUAAUCUCCGUUUACAAUCUUUCAUCGACAGGAAGUUUAGAGGAAACCCUUCACGGUAAGCAAAAGGAUAAGCAUGUAUUAUCAUGGGAAGAGAGAUUCAAGAUAGCAAUCGGGUUAGCGGAAGCGUUAGAUUAUCUUCAUAACCGAUGUUCUAGGCCAGUGAUUCACAGGGAUGUCAAAACCUCAAAUGUUCUUCUUUCAGAUGAGCUCCAGCCUCAGCUGACAGAUUUCGGGCUGUCGAUGUGGGGACCCACGACAUCUUCUCGAUAUGCAAUACAAGGUGACGUGGUAGGCACGUUUGGAUACCUUGCGCCAGAGUAUUUCAUGUACGGAAAAGUCAGUGACAAAGUCGACGUUUACGCCUUUGGAGUGGUUCUCCUUGAACUCAUAUCAGGAAGAAAUCCCAUUUCACCUGAGAAUCCAAGAGGACAAGAGAGUUUAGUCAUGUGGGCAAAGCCACUGAUUGAAGUUGGAAAUUCAAAAGGGAUCUUGGAUGCAGACAUAACAGAGAUAACCGACGAAUCUCAGUUUCAGAGAAUGGUUCUUGCUGCUACACAUUGCCUCACAAGAUCAGCCACACAUCGUCCUAGUAUUAGACAAAUACUGAGGUUACUAAGAGGUUUAAACGAAGUCGAGAAAUGGAUUAAGGAAGAAGAUGAAGAUUGCUUGGAUGACGAGGUUUACCCGAAUUCCAUGGCGGAAUUACAUUUGAGCCUUGCAUUGCUUGAGCUGGAAGACGAUGAUUCUGGAUCAAUCAGCCCCAUGGAGAGAAGUAACCAUAGCCUUUUCUCUUCCUGUUGUUCAUCUAGGGAACUUCAACCUUAAAGCACUCUUUUUUUUUUUGCUUACUGUCUGGAGUUAAUGUUCAAUAGCCUUUUUUUUUGCUUAGUGUCUUGAUAAUUUUUUGUUACUUCUACGUAUAGGAAAAUUUGCA